AUGGCAACUUUAAAGGGAGGAGUUGAGGAUGAGGUGAUGGCUGCAUUGCAUGUCGUAGAGAAUACUCAUAAGCCGUUCUCCCCACUCAGAAUGCUAGUUGUACUCUUCCGCUACCAUCCUCAACUGUUCGGCACCCAGGUACAUAAUCUAAGAGCAGACCUUUCCAUCAUCUCCUCCGAGCGUGACGUCAUGAAACAGAGUCUCACCGAAGUCCACUCGGUGGCUGGUAUAAUAACUGAACAACUGCAGGAAACAAUGAACGCUCAGUUCUACGAGUUCUUCAAAUGGCUUUGGAUGUGUACUGCACCCGAUCUCGGUUUGGCUGCUACGGGGUGUGCAGCUCAUUCGAAGAAGAGUGAUCUCAUAGACGGGCUCGUCAAAGCUGUCGUAGAAGCACAAGCCGACAAAUCAAAUCUCCGCCGAGAGUGUCAAGACAACACCGAACUUAGAGCAGAAUUAGAUGCAGCUCGAACGAGAGUGGAGGCCAUGAAGAGAUCCGAGUCCGAUAAGCAGGCACAAAUUACACUGAAAACGGAAGCUUUGAGGAAGGCUGAGUCCAAUUAUCAACAGGCUAAGGAGGGUCUAGAGAGUGCGGAAAGGCGGGGUGUGUGGCUAACUGGCCAGGUUCGGGAGAUACAGAGUUUGGUCAACGAGAAAGAUGCUUUGGUCCAGAAACUACAGCAAGAGAUCGCUCAUGUGUGCACAUCAAAGAACGACCUUCUCCAUCAUGAUACAACCGAAGAAUCUGUCCUGUCCCAGUAUCUACCCCAAAAGCUGAACCCGUCUGUGAUUAACAGAGCCUGUACACCGGAAGUCGACAAUGCUUCUCCAGCCAUGGAUACCUCUCCCCCGUCAACAGUCUCAAAAAAGGGGAGUGCCUCUAGACGAGUCCAGAUUCCAGACUGGGAGAUGGCUGACCUUACCCUCCUCGCUGAGUAUUCCACUCCCUGUAAUGUUACCAUCAACGAUGCUUAA
Molecule: messenger RNA, 975 nt
Organism: Perkinsus marinus ATCC 50983
Lineage: Eukaryota; Perkinsozoa; Perkinsida; Perkinsidae
Exons: 5
Coding region: 1-975 (324 amino acids)
Source: RefSeq, a predicted model, not a curated record